Molecule: messenger RNA, 1227 nt
Organism: Tetrahymena thermophila SB210
Lineage: Eukaryota; Ciliophora; Oligohymenophorea; Hymenostomatida; Tetrahymenidae
Product: papain family cysteine protease
Exons: 1
Cellular component (GO): lysosome
Molecular function (GO): cysteine-type endopeptidase activity
Source: RefSeq, a predicted model, not a curated record
UAAUCUUAGAAAAAGAAUUUAUUUAAUUAGUUAAUUAAUUAAUUAAAAGUUAAACAAAUUAGUUAAGACUUACUUUUUAAAAAGAUAAAAGAAAGAAAGAUGAUUAAGUAUAUUAUUUUUGCUACUCUUCUUUUAAGUGUAGUAUCUUGCAAGCCAAAAUGGCACUAACUUUAAAAUUACACUUUUGAAUAGUACAUAGUUGAUUUCGAAAAGGAAUACGAAGUCGAUUCUGUAGAAUACAAUCAAAGAAAGUAGACCUUCGAAAAGAAUUUGGUUGAAAUCAUUGCUUUUAAUAAUAAGGAUCAUUCAUACAAAAAGGGUGUUAACAGAAACACUGACUUAACUACUAAGGAGUUCUAAGUUUAACUUGGUUUAAAGAAGUCAAUGAAGAACAGAAAAAAUCCUAUUCAACGUUUGCUCGCUAAAAAUAAUACUGCUGCCAGCUUAACUGAUUUACCUUAAAGUGUUGAUUGGAGAUAAAAGGGUGUUGUUUCACCUGUUAAGGACUAAGGUGGUUGUGGUUCAUGCUGGGCUUUCGCUUCAGCUGCUGUUUUAGAAAGCGCUGCUGCUAUUGCUGCUGGACCUGGCUAAUUAAAAACUCUUUCUACUUAACAACUUGUUUCUUGCGUUCCUAAUCCCAACUAGUGUGGUGGUACUGGUGGUUGCUCUGGAGCAGUUGCUGAAUUAGCCUUCUCUUACACUACCUUAUAUGGUAUUACUUCUGAAUAUAAAUAUAGUUAUUAGUCCUACUUUGGUACAACUUACAGCUGCAAGUACGAUCCUAAGACUUAAAGUGCUGAAGUUAUUAACUAAGGUUAUGCUAAUGUUACUCCCAACGAUUAAAAUGCUCUCCUUGAAGCUGUUGCUACAGUUGGUCCUAUUGCCAUUUCUGUAGAUGCUUCUAACUGGGCUAGCUACGAAGAAGGUGUUUUUGAUGGUUGUGACUAUUCUAAAAACGUUGACAUCAAUCAUGCUGUCGUUUUAGUUGGUUAUGGUACUGAUCCUAAGUACGGUGAUUACUGGUUAGUCAGAAACUCUUGGGGAACCGACUACGGUGAGGAUGGUUACAUUAGAGUCAAGAGAGAAUCAGUUGCCUAAUGUGCUAUGGAUACAACUCCUACUGAUGGUUUUGGUUGUGCUGGUGAUGAAGAACCUAUUAAAGUUUGUGGUAUGUGUGGUAUUCUCUCUGACAGCGCUUAUCCUCUUAAAGUCCAAGUUAUUGGUUGA